AUGGCUCAGCCGAUGAGGACCAUUCCCGUUCCCGGCCCGCAGGUGCACCGAAACAGCCUUCAGUCGAUCCAGGAAGGCCUCCCCGGCCACGUUGAGGAGAGUGACGAGUUGAUGCCGACAGGCGUGGUGCGACCAGCCCACCCAACGGCGCGGAUCGCCCCGGGGCCCCCUGAGGAGAGCGCACCGAUGGAGCUCCACCCGCUGCCGCCAGUGGAGCAGCUGGCGCUCGAGCUGGGUGACAUCAUCAACAGGCAGCACUCGGAGCUGCGGAGACGCCUCGACGGGUUUGUCCUCCACAGUCGCCAGCGCCCGUCGAAGAACAGCGUGGGCGUCUGCUCGCCCGCAGACGGCCCCGAGGUUUGGUCCGCGCGCCCGUCGAGGAGCAGCUUCGCGAUGGGGCGGGCCUCGUGGGCGUUCGACCAGCCUGGCGUGCCAGAGCAUCGGCGCCCUUCAGGUCGCCCAACAAAGAGCUCACGAGUGCUCGACGAAGCAGAUCAGAGUACCACGUCGAAGUAUGUCUGGGAGAACCAGAAGAAGCCACGCAAGACGGGCAGGAUCAGUGAGAUUUCGAUGGGCGAUAUCAUCACGAGAAGGACGACAAGAGAUUGGACGAGGACAAAAAGCAUGCCAGUCUGGAUGAAGGCAGUGACGGCAAACUCCAGUGGCUGGCGUAUAAACCUGCUGUCGAUGACCAACGACUGGAGGUACGAAACAGCGAACGCCUUUCUCAUUCUGGUCAAUGCCCUCCUUACGGCGUGGGAGACCGAAUAUGCUGCCACCCAGCUAAACAGUGGGAGUGGGGAGUACUACGUCCCUGCGCACUUUGUGUUCGUAAUGUUUGCCUCCUGCUUCUUUUUCACCCUGGACCUGGUCCUCAGGAUCAUCCCGAGGGGCGUCGACAUGUAUGGCGGGAAGGACUGGAAGUGGAACGUAUUUGACUCUGUAGUGGUCGCGGGCUCCUGGCUGGAGGUCGUCGGCUACCUGGGUGAUGUGGCGGACAACUGGCUGUCGAAUGCCUCGGUGCUGCGGGUACUGCGGCUCGUGCGUGUGUCGCGCGUCUUCCGCGCCUUUCGCUUCCUCGUGUACUUCCGGGACCUUCGAAUUACUGUCGCCAUGCUGUGCGAUGCUAUCAUCCCUCUGUUGACGUUCUCUGUCAUCAUGGCCGCAGUCUUCAUGGUGUUUGGGAUCUUUUUCACUGCCGGCGUCACUGCCCACAUGACAUCGAAUGGCAAAGACGAAAGCUUGAUUUUGUAUUACGGCAGUUUAUUCAAAACGAUGGCUACCCUGUACAUGGCGAUAACGGGUGGAAUUGACUGGGAGAAUGCUGCGACGCCCCUCUCGAAGCUCUCAAGCUUAUACUCCGUGGUGUUUUAUGUCUACAUCACUUUCUCGAUCUUAGCAAUGCUGAAUGUUGUCAAUGCACGGUGGCGGAUCUUCAUUGACAACACUAUGCAGAGGUCUAAAAACGACCGCGACUACGUCGUCCAGACGGAGAUGGAGGCCAAACGCGACUUCUUAUUUACCAUGGACACGUUGUUCGAUGAGCUUGACCCAGACCGCUCUGGUACGAUUGGCCUCGAUGAGCUCCAAAGUAAGAUCAUGGAUCCAAAGGUAAACGCCUACUUUCGAGCGAUCGACUUAAAUGUCUUCAAGGUGACGAAUCUGUUCCAGCUCAUGGACAGGGAUGAUUCGGGCGCGAUCGAUAAAAAGGAGUUCAGGGAGGGCUGUACCAGGCUGCGCGGUGAGGCCAAGGAGCUCGAUGUUGCCAUCCUCCAGCUCGAGAUGUCAGAGCUGACCGCGCUGUCGAACGACAUCUUCGACAGGCUGUCGCACCUGGGCGAGCACAUCGACCGACGCUUCGACGAGGUCGCCAAGAGCGACGCCACGACGCAUCGGCCGUCGCUUCGACCGUCGCUCCGCCCGGCGUGA
This is a messenger RNA of Prorocentrum cordatum, 1929 nucleotides long. The record is from the annotation of a GenBank genome assembly. Lineage: Eukaryota; Dinophyceae; Prorocentrales; Prorocentraceae.